GAUGGCCUUGCGCGCCGCUGCAGCGCGUACCGCGCAAACCAGUGGGAUCUACUCCAUUAGAUGUUUCAGUGCUUCUGCUGCACGAAACCAGGUCAGUGCCUGGCGAAAACCACUUGCAGCUGGUGCAGCUGGAUUGGCCUUCUACAGCAGCCCAUGCCUGGCGGAUGGUGCAAACAAGGAUGGCGUGCCUCCCUUCACCAUGGAUGCACCAAAGUACGACCAGUCCAGCUUCUAUGGCAGACUGAUGGGAAUGUACGACUACAUUGACCCACGAACUUUGCUCUUGACAAGUGAAGACUUGAAGAAAUCACUGGCAGCACUUGAGCAAUACAAGAAGACCGGCAAGACGCCAGAAGGCAUGUCGGACGCAGAGAUGUGGCAGCACCGAAAGAAUGUGGAAGUCAGCAUUCACCCAGUCACUGGAGAUGAGCUGUUGAAGGUUGGCCGCAUGUCCGCCUUUGUGCCGAUGAAUGUGCCCUUGUGCGCUUUCAUGUUGAUGGCCAAUGGCACCCCUCAAGUCCUUGCUGCACAAUGGCUGAACCAGACCUACAACAUGGUGAACAAUUAUGUGAACCGUUCCGGUGCCACUGUGGAAUGGAGCUCUUUGUUGCAAUCCUACGCUUUGGCUGUCACUGCCUCCUGCUCCAUUGCUGCUGGAUCAGGUCGUUUGAUGAAGGCUGUGCCCGCUUUGCAGGUCAUGGGGCCUUUUGUGCCCUAUUUGGCGGUGAUCUCUGCAGGGACUGCCAAUGUUUCUUUCACUCGCAUGGAGGAAUGGUACGGAAAGGGUGUGGCCAUUGCAGACGAAGAGGGCAAGGAGUUGGGCAUGUCUAGGGCUGCAGGUCAGCAGGGCGUCCUGCAAACAGUUCUCUCUCGAUCGUGCUUUUUGCCCAUCGCUCCGAUGGUGAUGCCCAUUGUGGGCAUGAAGAUGAUUGGCAGCGUUGCACCAGUUCUCACUGCUGGAGCUGCUGGUGUGGUCGUUGAGAUUUUGCUCAUCACUGGAUGCAUCUCUGGAAUGUUGCCUGUGGCCCUCGCCCUGCUCCCGCAGAAGAUGGAGAUUCCCGUGAGCAAACUCGAGCCUGAGUUCCAAAAUCUCAAGGAUUCCAAGGGACAAGCCAUCACCAAGGUCUUUGCCAACAAGGGCCUUUGA
Molecule: messenger RNA, 1147 nt
Organism: Cladocopium goreaui
Lineage: Eukaryota; Dinophyceae; Suessiales; Symbiodiniaceae
Source: the annotation of a GenBank genome assembly